Molecule: messenger RNA, 513 nt
Organism: Aspergillus oryzae RIB40
Lineage: Eukaryota; Fungi; Ascomycota; Eurotiomycetes; Eurotiales; Aspergillaceae
Exons: 1
Coding region: 1-513 (170 amino acids)
Source: RefSeq, a predicted model, not a curated record
AUGUCUCCGAUAACUUAUAAUCACCUCGCCGAUUGCGACCCGGUUCCAGACAAACGACCCCACUCGCCAGCGCCAGCGACAGUGUCAGAGUCAGAGUCAGUGCAAGAGACACAGACACCAGCCGCAUGGGGCAUUGGAUGGAGGUGUCCGGCCCUGAUGGUCGGGCUCGUUAUUUCCGGUGCGAUGCUGUCUGUGGGUCAUCAUUACUAUUACAAGAGCUUCGACGGCGGUCGUGUCGCGUCUCGCGAGGAACAAACUUGGGCGAUCCGGAUUGGAACUGGCUUUGCCUUUUUGAUCAAAUCAUGCCUGGUGUCCGCGGUUGGCCUUGCAGCAGUGCAGGAGACCUGGGCCACCCUCCGUCGGAAGAGUGUCCGGCUCAGUGGGAUCGAUAGCAUGUUUGCCAUCCGGGACAGCCCUCUUGCUUUCCUCACCCUGGACUUAUGGAUCUACGCAAAGACGCUGACCGUGCUGGGGAUUGUUUCCUGGUAUGUGCACCUCCAUGGCUAUUCGUGA